AAACACCAUCCACGUCAUGGAAGAAGGAACUCGUACUUCAAUGAUUUCCACUUUCUUGCCACCCUCCACAAGAACAGAACGACAGCAGGAGAUAUUGAAAGCCAUAUAACUGCCACUCUUGAGCAAAUUCGCACCCACAUUCAGAUGGCGUGGACUCUGAAUGAUCAAUGGACACAUCAUCUCCUGACGACAACUGGAGCAACAUUCACAGCAGGAGAACUGGUUGUGUCUACUUCACGCAUGUGGAAAACGGCCACAUACGCUAAAGAGAAGCUCCUGAGCCUGGCGCAGAGAUUCAUGCUAUUUGACUCGAUAUAUCAAAUGAUGGCCAAUGACGGAAGGAUCCCGGCAAGAAGAAGAACUACUUGGGUUCAGAACAAAGAGCACGAUACGAAAACAUGGGCUACACGAGUUCACCAGCAUCUGGAACGCUUGGACCGCAAUAUCUCCGACAUCGAAGAUGAAAUGUCACGAGCAGAAAAGCAGGUCUACGAGGAAAAAAUCCAAAAUAAAGAGCCAUUCAUAUCAGUAUUCAAUAAGACUGUUGCUUCAUUAGAGGUAAAGCUUGAUGGAAUAGCCUCAAAACUAAGAUUGAUUGAAGAAAACAAGGACGAUAAUGAUGAUGACCCGCCGGAGGCUGCUGAACGCAGAAGCCUUCAUGAGAGCGAAGAGCAAGAACGAAAUAGGCGUGAGCAAGCCCAAUACGAGGAAGAGCAACUUCGCAGAGGAAAACCGUCAAAAAUAUGUUUUCAUUCGAAGCGAGAUCGACGAGAUGCUGCAGUAUAA
This is a messenger RNA of Cooperia oncophora, 786 nucleotides long. The record is from the annotation of a GenBank genome assembly. NCBI's taxonomy places the organism in Eukaryota, Metazoa, Nematoda, Chromadorea, Rhabditida, Trichostrongylidae.